AUCACCCCGGCCCUAAUAUUCGCGUCGCGCAAUUACUUAUCUCAGGUUUAGAUGGUACCGAGGACAGCGGCGGUAAUCCUGCUGAGUGACCCGGUCGUGCUCCUGCAUUGAUUUUUUAACGUACACAGAAGUUUUUUCAUUCACUUUCCGAGUAAUCGAAACUGUCGGCUCAGUUGCGCAUAAUAUAAUCCCGGCGAAAAAAUGCGGCGGUACGGAUUAAACGUGGCAUUUGGAACCGUAGGGUGUAUUUUCUUUGCCGUUCUUUGUCUGGCUGAUAUUUCCCCGAUCGAGGAAGCCCAGGAGGACGACUCCGUCGUAGUUGAAGCCGCCGAUAUAUCAAAAUCGCAGGAUCGCUUGGGUCGUAAUAUAGCCUGGCAGACUCCGGGAACCGCGGUGGACUUGAGAAAUGGUAGCCCUUGUCUCACGUCAAGAGGCGAAGUCGGCAGAUGCGCAACUUUCAGGGAAUGUUAUCCGUACUUCAAAGUUCCCGAUCUCAGCGCGUUCGAGGGAUGGAUCCUCGGAGUUUACGAUACGUGCAGCUACGUCGACGGCAACGGCCACAUGACCUUCGGUGUCUGCUGUUCGAAUCCACCGAUAAUUCCCGGAUUUCCAGGCGUUACGGAUCCCGGAAACAUACCCAUACCCGAAGAACCCCAGGGGGAGUUGGAGGACGUAGACAAGGAGCAUUCUCGCCCGCAAAGGCCCUCCUGGCCUCCUCCACUUCCGACACAUUCGCCGGACAACACAAUUCCACCGCUUCCGACGCAUCCUCCGUCCGUGGGAUAUCCACCGAUCACGCCUAAACCACCAUUUUCAACGACAAAGAAACCAUCGGGAACAACCUGGCCGACAAAGCAACCGGGCUGGUGGCCCACUACAUCGGCACCAGCCAAGCCACCUUCCACCCCGGCGCCUGUCACACAGAUCCCUCAAGGAGGUGGAGGUGCUGGAAGUCAUGCGGUUUGCGGGGCUAAAAACGGCCCUCAGGAUCAGAAACGCAUCGUUGGAGGACACAGUACGGAAGUGGGAGAAUGGCCAUGGAUGGCCGCACUUUUUAAUAAGGGCCAACAAUUCUGCGGUGGUUCGCUUAUAGACGAUACGCACAUUUUGACUGCCGCCCACUGCGUCGCUCAAAUGAGUUCAUGGGACGUUGCGGGACUUACGGUGCGGCUCGGUGAUUACAACAUAAGAACGAGCACCGAGGUCCGUCAUUUGGAAAGACGCGUUCGCCGCAUCGUGCGACACAGAGGAUUCGACACUCGAACCCUUUACAACGACGUAGCAAUAUUAACUCUCGACAAGCCAGUACCGUUUACGGAACAAAUAAGACCCGUCUGCUUGCCCACCGGAUCGCAAUUGUACACCGGAAAAACGGCGACGGUAAUCGGAUGGGGUUCACUGCGAGAAAGCGGACCUCAGCCGGCGGUUUUACAGGAAGUCUCGAUUCCCGUUUGGACCAAUUCCGAAUGCAGAUCGAAGUAUGGAGCAGCGGCACCCGGAGGAAUCAUUGAAAGUUUCUUAUGCGCGGGUCGCGCGGCAAUGGAUUCGUGUUCGGGUGAUAGCGGGGGACCGCUGAUGGUGAACGAUGGAAGGUGGACGCAAGUUGGAAUAGUUAGCUGGGGAAUCGGAUGUGGCAAGGGUCAAUAUCCGGGAGUCUACACCAGAGUGACGCACUUCCUCCCAUGGAUCAACAAAAAUCUCAAACAAUAGGAAGACGCGGAGAUCGUGGAUGUAAUAGAAAAUUAGUUCGUAGUUUGUCAUGAGGUACGGAGGCGACUAAUAUAUUUGAAAAUGACAACUCCGUACCAAGUAGAGACAGGCCACACGUGGCUCAGAGGCUUCCUUCUUCUCGAUGAAUAUAACAACUUUGCCUUAAUUGUAACAGUGGAAAGAAUAUAACAACCCUUUCAAGUCGUAACAAAAUACUUUAUAUCAUUAUCCAUACUCACGUACGAAAAUAGAAAAAAAUAAAAUUGUACAUCUCA
Molecule: messenger RNA, 1985 nt
Organism: Athalia rosae (coleseed sawfly)
Lineage: Eukaryota; Metazoa; Arthropoda; Insecta; Hymenoptera; Athaliidae
Product: proclotting enzyme-like
Exons: 6
Coding region: 202-1710 (502 amino acids)
Biological process (GO): proteolysis
Molecular function (GO): serine-type endopeptidase activity
Source: RefSeq, a predicted model, not a curated record